AUGCAGACUGAUGCCAACAUGGGAAAGAUCAUUUUUUACGAGGACAGGAACUUCCAGGGUCGCUACCAUGAGUGCAGCAGCGACUGCGCCGACCUGUACACCUACUUCAACCGAUGCAACUCCAUCCGAGUGGAGAGCGGCUGCUUCAUGGUCUACGAGAGGCCCAACUACAUGGGAAACCAGUACUACCUGCGGAGAGGGGAGUACCCUGACAACCAGCGCAUGAUCGGCAUCAAUGACGGUGUCAGGUCUUGCCGUAUGAUCCCUCAGUACCGAGGCUCCUACAGGAUGAGGCUUUACGAGCGCUUUGACAUGUCGGGCCAAAUGCACGAGCUGGUGGACGACUGUCCCAACGUCCAGGACCGGCUCAGCGCCUCCGACUUCAACUCCUGCAACGUGAUGGACGGCCACUGGCUGAUGUACGACCAGCCCAACUACAAGGGCCGAGUGUACUACCUGAGGCCUGGAGAGUACCGCCGGUACAGUGACUGGGGAGGCGUCAGCCCGAGGGUCGGAUCCAUCAGGAGGAUCACCGACUACAACUGA
Messenger RNA from Stegastes partitus (bicolor damselfish), 546 nucleotides. RefSeq names its product gamma-crystallin M2-like. The transcript has 3 exons. Gene Ontology annotation, molecular function: structural constituent of eye lens. The record is from RefSeq and is a predicted model, not a curated record. NCBI's taxonomy places the organism in Eukaryota, Metazoa, Chordata, Actinopteri, Pomacentridae. The coding region runs from base 1 to 546 and encodes 181 amino acids. Gene Ontology annotation, biological process: visual perception; lens development in camera-type eye.